Molecule: messenger RNA, 2482 nt
Organism: Amphimedon queenslandica
Lineage: Eukaryota; Metazoa; Porifera; Demospongiae; Haplosclerida; Niphatidae
Product: diacylglycerol kinase theta-like
Exons: 20
Coding region: 270-2297 (675 amino acids)
Biological process (GO): phospholipase C-activating G protein-coupled receptor signaling pathway
Cellular component (GO): membrane
Molecular function (GO): ATP-dependent diacylglycerol kinase activity
Source: RefSeq, a predicted model, not a curated record
CGUUUACAAGUGCACUUUUGACCUACUACAGGAGUUCUCUCUAUAAAAACAAGUAAAAAGGAACAACAUUGCAGGAAGGAAGGAAAGAGCUCCAGUCUCCCAAUUAAAAUACAAUUAGCUAAUUGCAGCAGCAUAGGCCCUAGCAUUCAGUUCAAGCCAAAGAAGAGAAGAAGAUACAGAGAAUAUUAGAAAAACAGCAACCAGGACCAGGGAUUAGCUGGUAGGAGACUAGCAAGAAAUAACAAGGUUCAAGAGAAGGAGGAAGGAUAAUGAGUCAUGAUUUCAGAUUAAAGUCGUUCUACAAGCCUGCUUACUGCAACUACUGUACAGACCUACUAUGGGGGAUCAUGAACCAAGGGUACCAAUGCACUGUGUGUAAUGCAAUUAGCCAUGAUCGUUGUCUAAUGGAGUCAAGGAAGAUGAGCUGCACUGUGAAAUCUGGCGGAUAUAGACCGUUGAAUUUCAUUUCAAAUAACAAGAUUAAAGAUCCACUCACGGCUGCCGUUAAAACUGGACACGAGUUUAAAGUCAAGUCCUACUACAAACCAACAUAUUGCCACCAGUGCUCAGAGCUUCUCUGGGGACUAAUGAACCAAGGUUACCAAUGCACUGUGUGUAAUUUCGUGUGUCAUGAGAGAUGCUUGUCUUCGUUAACUGUUGAUUGUACUCACUUACUGUCGGAGCAGAUAACAAAUCCUAUUGGUCACACUUGGAUCAGUCCUAAAUCAUCAGCUAAUAAGAGGAAAUGGUGUAAUGUUUGCAGAAAGAAAAUAACAGGAUCAGCAAUGUAUUGUAAAGUCUGUCGUAGAUAUGCUCAUAAAUAUUGUAUUGGCCAUGAACUGAAUAAUUGUAAAGAGUGUUCCUCUACCUGCACCACUAAAACUGAUUUUGAUCAUCAUUGGAUAGAGGGUAACCUUACAUCCCAUGCAAAAUGUGAAAUGUGUACUAAGCCGUGUUUUACUGAUCUGUGCUUAACUGGGUUUCGUUGUGGAUGGUGUGGAAUAACAUUACAUUCAUCUUGUUUCAAUGCUUUCAUAAAAAGUGAUAAAUGCAAAAGUUGUGAUUUUCGUGAUCUUUCUCACAUGAUCCUACCACCAUACUGUGUAUCAAUGCCAAUAAGUCAAAGGACUUUACAACAAGAUGAAACUCUUGAAGAUGUACAUGUAACUGAAUUAUUCAAUGCUGAGAUUUUCUAUACAGCGAUAUCAUCAACCAGCUUUCAUAUAACAGUUGUACCUACUAUUAAUGAAGAGAUGCUAGGUGAUGCACAAGAGCCCGUACUGGUAUUCAUUAAUGGACGGAGUGGAGGCAAUCAAGGGAUUGAACUUAUUAAUGGAUUCUCACGUCACCUUAAUCCACUUCAGGUCUAUGAUCUAUCAGCAGGAGGACCAUUACCAGGAUUGUAUUCAUUUCGUAAUGUGUCCAAGUAUCGUGUGUUGGUUGGAGGUGGGGAUGGUACAGUUGGUUGGGUAUUGAGUGGACUGGACUUCAUGAAAGACCAUUUAAAGUGUCCCGUACCACCUUGUGCUGUUCUACCAUUAGGAACUGGUAAUGAUUUGGCACGUGCUCUUAAAUGGGGAGGAGGGUACACAGGAGAGAAAGUAAUGCAACUAUUGUAUGCUAUUGAAGAUGCUGAUCGCCAACCAUUUGACAGAUGGAAUGUAAAGUUUAAAGAGGAUUUCCAGCUGAUAUCUGAGGCUGAAGGAGCUGUUGAAUGUAAAACCGUUACUAUGAACAAUUACCUUGGUAUUGGUCUUGAUGCUGAGAUAGCACUGGACUUUCAUCAAGCAAGAGAAGAUCACCCAGAGAAGUUCAACAGCAGACUCCAUAAUAAAGGAGUGUACUUACAAUUGGGAGUACAGAAAACAUUCUCAAGAGACACAAGUGCUGAAUUACAUCAAGUCAUGGCAUUAAAGGUUGAUGAUAAAUUUGUGAGCCUGCCCACUGGACUGAAAGGAAUAGUACUACUGAAUAUUGAAAGUUGGGGAGCAGGCUCUGAACCAUGGGGUAGUCACAUAGAAGAAGGUUUUGAGAAGAAUACCUAUAGUGACGGCAUGUUAGAAGUAAUGGGACUAUCAGGACCAAUGCAUUUGGGCCGGAUAAAAAGUUCACUUCAAAAUGGUAUCCGUAUAGCACAAGGAACCAAUAUUUCAAUCUCUUUCUCAUCAACUUUACCAGUACAAGUUGAUGGUGAGGCAUGGCAGCAGACUCCUUGUGAGAUUGAGGUCAAUCUUUUAGAGCAGAGAGCAAUAAUGCUUAGAAAAUCACCAAAUCAGCAAAGACCAUCCAGUCGAUAAACCCAUUAUUACCCAUAUUAAUACAUAGAAUAUAUAUAUAUAUAUAUAUACGAGUACAUGAAUUUAUUAUUAAUGCAAUGAUUAUAUAUUUUAUGUCUAUAAUAUUAUGUUUGUGUCAUAUAAAAUAUUUCAUGAAAAUUUAUAAUCAAAGUUAUACCAGUAGUAGCCCCUACAGGUCAAGUGCA